AUAGGUUUAUGUCAAAUCCCCAUAAGCGAAUCCAACCUUACCCACUCAUGAAUUCCGUGGUCGUGGCCGAAGUCGUAGGCAAAGUCGUCGAUUUGCUGCUAUCGAGUUGACGUUGCUGAAACAUAUCUUUUAACCAAUACAUCGGCCGGCGUGAGCGAGUCUUCGUGUCUCCUCCGAAUCAUCGUCAGUCAUCAUCAUCGUCCCUCUCUAUCUCUGUCUCGCGUUUCUUUGGUUGAUCUUUUAGGAGAUGGCGGAGCCGGCGAAGCUCACGCUGUAUUCCUACUGGCGGAGCUCGUGCUCGCAGCGGGUCCGCAUCGCCCUUAAUAUCAAAGGGUUGGAGUACGAGUACAAGGCUGUGAAUCUUUUGAAGGGCGAUCAUUUCGAUCCAGAAUUUGAGAAGCUCAACCCGAUGAAGUAUGUUCCGGCGCUUGUAGACGGGGACACGGUAAUUGGUGACUCGUUUGCAAUCAUAUUGUAUUUGGAAGACAAGUACCCUCAGCAUCCCCUGCUCCCUCAAGACCCAAAAAAGAAAGCACUCAAUCUCCAGGCAGCAAGUAUAGUCGGCUCGAGUAUUCAACCUCUUCAGAAUCUUCCUGUACUGCAAUUUAUUGAGAACAAAUUUAACGCUGAUGAGAAACUUACAUGGGCACAAAAUCAUAUUAAUAAAGGAUUUGCAGCACUUGAGAAACUCUUAAAGGAGCAUGCUGGCAAAUAUGCUACCGGGGAUGAGGUCCAGCUGGCAGACGUGUUUCUGGCACCCCAGAUCUAUGCAGGAUUAGUGCGCUUCCAAAUUGACAUGUCUCUUUACCCUACACUAGCCAGAUUGAACGAUGCAUACAACGAACUGCCUGCCUUCCAAGCUGCCCUCCCUCAGCGGCAGCCCGAUGCGCCUUCUCCAUCCUAAGGAUCUCUCUGUUGCUGGAUUUACUUUGGAAGGAGAACAAGUAUGAAAAUAAAGCUACUUAUAAUGUUGCAUCCUCUGCUGUGUUUGAUACAUUACUGCAAGUGCUCCUGGUUGUGUAAUCUACUACGCCUGGAACAUUGGUAAGCUGAGUUUACUUGAGAAGGAACACACAAAGUAGUAUCAAAAUGUGAAGUUUACCUCUGAUUUAACCAAGUUUAGAUACAGCUAUAAAAUGCUUGAGUUCUAAGCAA
Molecule: messenger RNA, 1155 nt
Organism: Musa acuminata subsp. malaccensis (wild Malaysian banana)
Lineage: Eukaryota; Viridiplantae; Streptophyta; Magnoliopsida; Zingiberales; Musaceae
Product: glutathione S-transferase zeta class
Biological process (GO): glutathione metabolic process; L-phenylalanine catabolic process
Cellular component (GO): cytoplasm
Molecular function (GO): glutathione transferase activity; maleylacetoacetate isomerase activity
Source: RefSeq, a predicted model, not a curated record